AUAUAAGGCAUUCCAAUGACCUGUCAAAUAUGGCGGCUGUAGGCCAAUGUUUAUAAACAUUGUUUUGUUGUCAUUGAGUUUUCAUAUUGUUCUGUUAUAAGUUGAUCUUAAAGUUGUGAGAUUUUUGUUUUCGUGACUGCAUCAAAUGAUUUUUAUAUUGUUUAGAGCUUAUUAGUGGUAUUCUCACGAAAAAAUGCCUUUGACAUGCCUUGUAGUUGAUUGUAGAAGUCGUUUCAACAGGGAUGAUGUAAAAUUCUUUUCAGUGCCUGCGGUUUUAAGCCACAGGUUUCUUACGGAUAAAAACGAAUUGUCUGAAAGGCGUAGGGCACUAUGGAUAGCAGCAAUUAAGAGGGACGAUCUUACUGAAUCGAAACUAAAGAAUCAGAGAGUCUGCAGUAAACAUUUUUAACUUUCUGAAUUGCCUCUAGGAAAACCUGCUGCUUUGGAAGAUGAAAAUCAUCCGGAUUGGGUUCCAUCACAGAAAAUGGGGCACAAAUCUCAUAGGAAACAGGCUGAUGUUGAGAGGAAAGGAAGAUUUGAUAAACAGAGGAAAUUGAGCAUUGAACACGCAGAUAUUGAUGUCGAACUUAAUUCAGAGGCCCCAGACCAUGGUAGUAACUUCGAUACUGGGGUUGCAUCUCAGACGGACAUUACUAUGGAAGAAUUAACUUUAAAAUUCGACCAAUUGAGUUUUGCCUCAAAAACGAUAGAAAGACUUGAAAAAAAAAUUGACACAUCGCCAUUUGGUCUCAGAGACGAUCCUAGUAAUGAUAUCAAAUGGAUUUACUAUACAGGUUUUUCGUAUACUUUUGUAGAAGGUAUAUUAUAUAAGAUUAUAGAAGAUGAUAUUCCCACAACUCUAAUUAAGUUAAGAUUAAAUUUACAUUUUCGAGACUUAGCCUUUCAUUUUAAAAUUUUCCGAUCAACUGCUUCAACAUAUUUUGAAAAGGUCAUAGAUAUUCUCCAUAAAACAUUACAGCAGUUAAUAAUAUGGCCUGAGCGUUCAGUGGCCUCCAAAAAUAUACCAUCUUGUUUCCAAGAAGCAUUUCAAGAUAAAACAACCAUCAUUUUAGAUUGUUUUAAAGUUUUUAUUGAAAAACCCGCGUCUUUAAAAACACAGAUGCAAUGCUGGUCACAUUAUAAACACCACAACACUGUGAAAUUUUUAAUAGGAAUUACACCACAAGGUGCAGUAAGCUAUAUUAGUAAGGCAUGGGGUGGGCGUACCUCAGACAAACAAAUUGUUGAGAACAGUGGUUUUUUAAAUCAUAUCCCUGGGAUAUUGUUUUAGCUGAUAGGGGUUUCUUAAUAAAAGAAACUUUAGGAGUUUUACAAAGUAAAUUGGUUAUCCCUGCCUUCACGAAGGGUAAAAAGCAGUUACAUCCUCUGGAUAUUGAGACUACAAGACAUAUAGCUCAUGUAAGAAUACAUGUGGAAAGAAGAA
Molecule: messenger RNA, 1444 nt
Organism: Harmonia axyridis
Lineage: Eukaryota; Metazoa; Arthropoda; Insecta; Coleoptera; Coccinellidae
Exons: 3
Coding region: 485-1291 (268 amino acids)
Source: RefSeq, a predicted model, not a curated record